Molecule: messenger RNA, 2214 nt
Organism: Anopheles coluzzii
Lineage: Eukaryota; Metazoa; Arthropoda; Insecta; Diptera; Culicidae
Exons: 3
Coding region: 1-2214 (737 amino acids)
Molecular function (GO): protein binding
Source: RefSeq, a predicted model, not a curated record
AUGGAAUUGGCCAGCAAGCUGUUCACCGAACUCACCAUCCAAAGCUACCACGAACAGGCGCUCUCCUUAACGCCUCGUUUGGCCAUUGAGACACUGGAGCUGCAAUCGGCACCGGCAUUAAAGCACCUUACCAUUCUGCCCAACCACCACCUUCGAUCGCUGUACAUCGUUAACAGUGCCGUGCGCCGCAUCCCCGACACGAUCGUCAAUUUGCGUAAUCUACAGUUUCUCGGCAUUGAAAAAUCCUUCCUACGUCUGCUAGACCUCAGCGUGCUGUGCUAUCUUCCCAGGCUGACCACACUGCAGGUGUUGCGGAAUCACAUCAGCUUACUACUGCCCGUGCAUGAGUCUUCCUGUGCUAACUCGCUGCGCGAUCUGCAUCUGGAUUACAAUCAGCUUACCACGCUGGACAUUGCCGUGCUUGCCCCAUUUACUGCAAUGCAGCGAUUGCUUCUACAGCACAAUCGUAUGUAUUCGCUCUUUGCCUCGCAGCCCACUUCCUUUCCACUGCUCCAAGAGCUACAGCUAGGACCGGGUAACAACUUUACGUGGAUUGAGUUUGAGCAGCUAGAUCUUCCGGAAACACUGACCGCCAAUCUACCAGGCAAUCAGUUUCAGCAGCUCCCAACAAUUAGGAACGCAAACCUGCCCAAUCUGCAGCGUAUUUACCUGGAUGGCAAUCAGCUCAGCACGAUCGAUUUGGCACAGUUGCAGGAGCACCAGCAGCUAAAUGGGAUUGAUUUCUCCCGCAACCGAUUGCACACGGUUACAGCUAGCGAGCUGAUACAUCUGCCCAAUCUAACAUCGAUUGAGCUGGUGGAUAAUAUGCUCGAGUCGUUUUCGCUAGUCAACUGUAGCUUUCCACAGCUGAACUACCUUUACUUGAAGGGCAAUCGGUUGCAGUUGGUACCAGCAGAGGUGUACAUGAGCGAGCUGUCACCGACGUUCAUAUUGAACGUGGAAAAGAACCCAUUACGUUCCUGUUUAAUGUUACAAUGGAACGCCAUGGUGUCAACAGCUGAUGCUGAUGAUGUGCCCUCGCUGAGGCAGCUGAGCACAUUGCGCGGAACCGAUCAAAAGAUAUCCGAACAUCUGCAAGAUCAGCUGGAUGAAAAGAACACAACAUUGGUCGUGCAACGACUCGAGCUUGAAGCUACUUCACUCGAUGCUUUCAUUGAAAGUGUCUCAGCGUUCAUCUCGAUUCUAUGGUUUCCAAAUUUCUACGAAACAUCGCUCACCAUACCGAGUGUGCUGCAAGCGAUCAGUAUAAUGCAAGCUACCCGGCUAACUUCCCUAUCGGUCAGCCCGAACGCAUCGCUGCAGGAACUAGCCGUUCAUGGUUGCAACUAUCGCUCGAUCUUACGCACAGUUGGAGCCCUGUCACAGCUACACACUCUCAACGUGCAGAGUUGUGCAAUUGUGUUCCUAAACUUUGAGCUGUUCGCGAAAACCUACCAACUGCGGAAGGUAAAUCUUGCAUACAAUCAAAUCCAAAUGAUUUCUCCUCCUACCGGUAAAGCGGAUAAUCUUAGCAUCGAGAUCCUCUACCUAGACAACAAUCCGUUGCAGUACGUAGAUUUCAACAGUCUGCGGCAGCUACAACGCUUGACAACGCUAAGCAUACGGGAAUGCAAUCUUCAACGGCUGUACUCGUCCGCUCCAGUGACACUGCACGCCCUCGGCUCGAUCGAAGCGAUUCAAAACAAUCUCACACUAUUCGAUCUACUGCUGCUCGAUGCACCGAGUCUUAAAACGCUACUGCUAUCUAAAAACCGCAUCCACAAACAACCGUGGGAUUUGACGAAGUACACCCAGCUUCAAGUACUCGAUCUCGACUACAACCGGCUGACCACGUUCGAUUUGGCCGGUCUCGCCGGGCUCAACCAAUUGCAAUCACUGUACGUAUCGUUCAACCAGCUGGAAACGUUCACCGCUAGCCGUAAGGUGCGACUGCCCUCGCUGAAAACGUUGGCUUUGAUAAGCAAUUCACUGCGAAGGCUGCCAACGUACGAUCGGUGGUAUCUGCCCGCCAUAAGUUUCAUCACGCUGGUCAACAAUCUGUUCACGGCCGUGCCACUGCUGUAUAGCAAGCGUUGGCCUACGGUGACGCUACGAAUGACAAACAAUCCGCUGGCAUGCUCGUCGCUCCAACAGUACGUUGAGCAGAUACUUUAUCAGCAGAAACUUAUCGUCGACUUGGUCAAACCGGCGUGA